Rhineura floridana is the source of this 8011-nucleotide messenger RNA. It is a transcript of the gene SIPA1, whose product is annotated as signal-induced proliferation-associated 1. Gene Ontology annotation, cellular component: cytoplasm; Golgi apparatus; plasma membrane. Gene Ontology annotation, molecular function: GTPase activator activity; protein binding. NCBI's taxonomy places the organism in Eukaryota, Metazoa, Chordata, Lepidosauria, Squamata, Rhineuridae. The coding region runs from base 1265 to 4690 and encodes 1141 amino acids. Gene Ontology annotation, biological process: regulation of small GTPase mediated signal transduction; epithelial cell morphogenesis; activation of GTPase activity. The transcript has 16 exons. The record is from RefSeq and is a predicted model, not a curated record.
GCGGCGGACGGGCCGGCUUGGUCCCGUGCACCCUGGCCGCCCGUUAUGCGGUCCGGCACGUGGAUCGGGGCUCCCGGAGGGGCGGUUAGAAAGGAGAAGACUUGCAGCCCUCCCCCCGCCAGCCCUAACUGAGCCUAGGGGAAGCAGUGGCCGGUGGAGACGGGCUGCGACGGAGAGACGCCGGGCGGCGGCAGCGUCUGUCUCCAAAUCGGGGCGUGCACAUUAUAUCAGGGAAGAGGGAGGGCCGUUUGGGUGCUGGUCUUCCAUUCAUUGCCUGGAAAGAGAUCGCCUCCAUUGAAGCGGUUUGAGGACAUCCUUCCCGUCCUCUGCGCCGCCAACCCCCAUCCCGCCUCUGGUUCCUGCAAAAGCAAGCGAGGCAAAAAACUAUCCCCCCGCUGGUAAAGCGCGCAUCGGGCGUUUUCACACAAUACGGAGCACGUUGCGACGUGACAGCAGCCCCGCCGCGCGCCCCUUCCCCCGUUCCAGCCCGCAGGACCGGCAAGAGGGCAUUGCAACGCAGGCGCGCCCGCGGAGACGGACACAACCUUCGCUAGGAGCUCGGCGGACGGGCGCGCACACGCGCAGCGCAGGCGCCCGCCCGCAGAAAAGGCGCCCGGCUCCCCGCCGCUAUUGUGUGACAAAAGACCCAGCUUUCCCAGGCCUGAGCUUCAGUGCUGGCGGGGCGGGGACUUUCUCCUGACAUACGUCAAGAAAUUUGGAAAGAGAUGUUGGAGCAUGCACAGAGUGCCCUUCCCGCUGUUCUUAGCCGCCAUUGGUUUGCUUGCGACUUUCAGGCAGGAUUGCGCCCCGGUAUCCCCCUUUGUGUUUGAUUCCCUCAAUGAGUUUUCCCACCCCUUAUUCUUGCAACAACCUUGCCAGAAAACUGCCUUCGAAAUGGCUAGACAGCUUUGCUCCUUCUGCGUGACCUCUGGUGCCCCCAGCUGUCUGGCUGGUGCGUGCUGACCGCCCAUCACUUUUGCAUGGAUGUGCCUGCCGGCGUGCUGCGGUACUGAAGACUCCGCUUGAAUCUGCCCAGCAGGACUAGCUGCUAUUUAAAGGGGGUUGGAAGCCCCUCCUCAUGGGUGGGGCACCGACCUCUCCCACCAAAGAGACUGCAGGUCAUUCUGUGCUGACGGCUUGAUUUGCUGGAAAGCCCCGGAGGCGGGGCUCUUUUCCUCCAAUUGGGUAGGAUCCGGAUUCCUGCCGUGGUCCUUUGGGUGGCUGGGCUGGUGCGAUGUGAGAGGUCCGUGGGCGCCUGGAGGCGAUGCAGUCAGACGACCUCUUCAUCCGGAAGAUCCGACGCCACUCAAACCGCCCGCCUCUCGCCUCCCUCUCUUUUGACACCUUCCGGGCACCCAAGCCCCAGGUGGGUGAGGGCCCACUGGCGGGGCAGUGCGGCCCACCACUCAGGUCCCCGAGGCGCAGCUAUCUCAUGCAUCGUAGCAAUAGUGACGUGACGCUCAGCGAAGGAGAGCUGGCCGCCACCCCCAGCUCUCCCUUGCCCUCUGCACCCGCUGCCGGAGCUGGUCUUCAUCGCAACAGCAGCAGCCCCAACACAUUCACCAAGUGCCCCGCGCCUCCUCGGGCCCGGGCACACAGCCACGAGGAGCCACGGGCUGGCAGCCCCACCGCACGGCGCUUCCGCGACCCUCUGCUUCUUCUGGGACUGGCAGCCAACGAAGUCUGGGAGACAGAGGCGGAUGGUGCGCUGGCUGGAGAUGGGGGUGGCUCCCACCCUGAACCCCCUGACGUGCCCACAACGGUCUGGGGUCGCCACCUGGCCCACUACGACGUCCAGAGCAUCCUCUUUGAGCCAGGCGAGGUCCCCCGAGAGCCCGAGAAGCCGGGCAACGUCACCACGGGGGCGUCCGGGGCAUCGGCUGCCUCGGAGCGCAGCCAGGUGGACCUGAUGCCCGCCUUUGAACUGGAGGUGGGCGAAGACAAGGACAGGCUGCUGGUGCUCAGCUGCCCCAAUUUCCGCGUGGAAGCAGGGGGCGAGGCUGAGUGUGGACUUGGCCAACACCGGGGGUCCCUGGCGGGGUUUCACUGUCCCAACAUGGCAGUCUCAGUGCUGGAGGAGCCCCGGGAAAGCUACGGGCAGAGGACCAGCCGGGCUGGCCACGCCAUCGAAUACGCUGACCUCGGAGCCUGCUACUAUCGGAAGCAUUUCUAUGGCAAAGAGCACCAGAAUUUCUUUGGGGUGGACGAUAAGCUGGGCUCCGUGGCUGUGUCUCUGCGGCGUGAGGAGAAGGAGGGCAGCGCUGGCCCUCAGUACAACUACCGUCUUAUAAUGCGCACAAGUCAGCUCCGGACUCUGCGGGGAUCCAUCCUGGAGGAUGUCCUUCCCCUCUCGGCCCGCCACGCCGCUCCUCGAGGCAUCCCUCCCAAGAAGUUGCUGGAACACGUCAUGCCGGAGCUCAACUUGCAGUGUCUCCGCUUGGCCUCUAGUUCCCCGAAGGUACCAGAGACCUUACUCAAGUUGGAUGAACAAGGGCUGAGCUUCCAGCGGAAAGUCGGGGUGCUGUACUGCCGGGCGGGGCAGGGCUCCGAGGAGGACAUGUACAACAACGAAGAGGCGGGGCCAACCUUCCAGGAGUUCCUGCACCUACUCGGAGAGCACAUCCGCCUGCUUGGCUUUGACAAGUACCGCGCCCAGCUAGACAACAGGAAUGAUUCCACAGGGACCCACUCACUCUACACCACGUAUCAGGACUACGAGAUCAUGUUCCACGUUUCAACCAUGCUGCCCUACACCCCAAACAACCGCCAGCAGCUUCUGAGGAAGAGGCACAUUGGAAACGACAUUGUGACCAUCGUCUUCCAGGAGCCUGGGGCCCUUCCUUUCACGCCGAAGGUAUUCCGCUCACACUUCCAGCACGUCUUUAUUGUGGUGAGGGCGCAUGAAUCUUGCACAGACGACACCGUCUACAGCGUGGCUGUCAGCUGCACCAAGGACAUCCCCCCCUUUGGCCCCUUCGUCCCGGCGGAGAACUCCUUCGUCAAGGGCCCAGCUUUCCGAGACUUCCUGCUCGCCAAGGCAAUCAACGCGGAAAACGCAGCCGAGCGCUCAGGGAAGUUCCACGCCAUGGCGACACGCACCCGCCAGGAAUACUUGCGUGACCUGGCCCUCAACCACGCCACCACUAGCACAUUAGAGGCCUCCUCGUCCCGCCUGGCGCUCAUAGCGUUGGCUGCGAAAAAACGCGAGAAGUCCAAGGUGCCCAAGGGGGCAGAGGCGCACAGCGCGGGGGCUUUGGUGUGGGGCGUGUGGGCACGGGAUGGCAGCAGAGGACCUGAGAGCAAGACUCCUGAGCUCCGGUGCCUGCUGGGCAUCUCGGCUGAAUUUCUAGUCCUCAUUGAUGCCCGGGAGAAGAGGGUGGUCUUUAAUUGUUCAUGCCGGGACAUCCUGGCUUGGACCUUCUCUGAAACCUGCACUUUGGACCUCUACUAUGAGACAGGGGACUACAUUUGCAUGCGUGUGGAUGAGGGGCAGGCGUCCGAUAUCCGGGACAUUGUGCACCGGCUGCAGCUGGUGACUCGAGGCUGCGAGACACGGGAGCUGACGCUGUUAAGGAACGGGGUCGGGCAGCUGGGCUUCCAGAUGGACCCCGAGGGCUUUGUGACGGAGGUGGAGCGCUUCACCUUUGCCGAGAAGGCCGGCCUCCAGCCCGGCGCCCGCCUGGUCCGUGUCUGCGAGAGGCCCUUGCCCAGCCUCAGCCAUGCCCAGACCGGCGAGCUCCUGCGCACUGCCAAGAAGGUCACCAUCACGGUUGUCCCCCCCGAUGAGAACGGGAAGCCCAGGAGAAGCUUCUCAGAGCUGUACCAAAAGUCCUUACAAGAGAAGAGGAGGAGUGAGCCGCCAGCCGGGGAGGCGGAACUGACCAGGCCGGGCAGCGAAGCUGGGUUCAAACCCUCCACCCUGCAGCUCCUCCACUCGCUAUCCCUGCAGGACGGGCCCCCUCACAGCUUGGCCGAGGAGAGAACAGAGUUUCUGCGGAGCCACAGUGGGGAAACACCCAGGCCUCCAGACUCGAUGCCAUCUCAAAAUGUCCCUCCAGAUCUCAUCUUGGCUGCCACGCCCAAGGCCCCUCCAGACUGGGAUACGGACUGUCCUGGCGGUCCUGUCGUGAACAAGCAAGAUCUUAUCGGGGGCCAAGAGGGCAAAGGCCCCCAAGCCCUGCCCCCCGCGGAGAAGGCCUCGUCCCCCUCAGAGUCCAGAGACAUGGACAAGUUCCUGCCACGGACCCUUUCCCUGCGGAACUCCAUCACCAAAAUCCUCUCUGAAGCUGGAGAAUCCCUGGAGGAUGAGUGGGAGUCCAUUGCCAACUUGGCUUCUGCUUGCAACAGCAUCUUGGAAGCCCUGUCCAGGGAAGGGCAGCACGUGCUGGAGAGUAGGGAAUCCCUGUGCAGCACUGUCCAGAGGGGCAUGACGAGUCAGCAGCAACCCAUUGAGGAGUGCCAGCAUCCUCUCAGCCUUGCUGACAAGGUCUUGCAGUUGGAAUCGACCCUCAAGAAACUGCAGGAAGAUCUUCAGAAGGAGAAGGCCGAGAAGGCGGCAUUGCAGGCUGAAGUGCAGACCCUCCAAGAGAACACGCAGCGCCUGAAGGAGGCAUCAGAGACGGCCGCAGCUCAGCUCAGCCAGGUCACGCAGAUGUUGGGCAGUCCCCCGAUGCCCCCCCACUGCCCUUGAGGCUCCCCCCAAAAAAAAUCUCACUCAUGCCUUUUUGGCCAUAGGAGGGAUAGCUCUCUCUCUCUCUCUCUCUCUCUCUCUCCAAAAUUAUUUGGGGCACAACAGAGACUUUUGACAGGCUGUGUUGUUACAACCUCCCCCAUACCCCCCCCCCAGCAGCCUGUGAUUUGGCUAGCGGUGCAGUUCUUACCACUGGUUGGCGGGGGGGGGCAAUGUUGAUAUUUCCACAAUGGGGAGGGGGGAAGCUGAGGUUUGGGGUCCAAAGGGGCACAGGGUUCAUCUAGCCACCUUUUGGUGAGAUGAUCUCUUCUGAUCCCUGGUUGUGCUCAGGGUGCGCCCAUCUAUUAAGGCUUGCCACCCACUUCCUUGAAGGCCCCCCGCCUCCCCUUCCCCUACCAAUUUGCGCGCCAGCCUGCAACCGUAGUUUGGAGCCGUACAACCCUCCAGCCCACGGCGGGGCAUGGGGUUUUUCUGGAUGGGGGUUACCUUCUUGGCCUUUUUCUUCUAUAACCGAAUUGUGAUUUUUGGACCUGGGACUUUCCUGGACUCUUGCCACCAGCCCCUGUGGAAACGCCACACUUGUGGUUCCAUCGGAGACACAACCAAGCAAAGAUGAAUUCACCAGGCAAUAACUGCAGAUCGCCUCUGAGGGAGGGCAGAGUGCAACGUGCCCUGUGUUGGUGGUUUGCCCCAGGCAGAGGGGCGUGGGGGUGAUGCUGGAGGACAGAGGGCUGGCCCAGCCUUGAGAGUCCCUCCUUGCACCCAUUCCGUUCCCUCCUCCCCUCCCUCCUACUGGUAUUUCCAGCACUGGUCUGGGGUUGCGCAGGAGGCUUCUGGCCUGAUGCAGGCCUCCUCCCGCACACCCAUUAACUGUGAACGUUAUUUUAUUUAAAAGCUGUGACGCAACCCUGCUUCCUCCCUCCCCUGUGUGGUCCUCAUUCCCACCUCUCCUUGUGGCCCAUCGUAGACUCUUCCUAGGUGGGGGCAAGACCGUCCGGCUCGCCCUUUCGUCGCCAUUGCUCUUCUGCCAGGAGUAGCCAACGUGGCGCUCUCCAGUCACUGUGGAUUUCCAACUGCCAUCAUCCAUGACCCUUGGCCAUGCUGAUGGGGGCCGAUGGGUGCUGGGAGUCCUGUCGAAAUCCGGAGAGCACCACGUUGGCUACUCUGAUCUGGGCCUGCCCCACACAUCUGGAAGGGAGAGAAUGUUGCUGUGGGGGGAGGGGCGGCAUCCUUUUCCCCUGUGCCGUUCUGUGGCUGGGUGCUCUGUACAUAUUUUCUCCUGCCUUUGGUAAAGAGAGGGGCGGGAAGGUGGGGAAUCUGGCAGCCCGUCUGUCCAUCCCACUCCUCCUCCGCCCCAGCCCUCUGCCUGCAUUUGGACUGAAUGUACAGACUAGCAGUGGCCCUCCUUUGUGCAAUAAAGUCUUUGGUCUGCAGCCAUGUCGUGGGCUCUUUUGUCAUCUCUGCUGACACCCUUCUCUGCGGGGAAUCCAAGGCCUGGUGAAGAGAGGGUGGCGCAUACUGCAGAUGAAGCUGAGGGAAGGGGAGGGAGCCCCUCAGGCAUGGCUUCCGUCUGGAAGAGCCACCAACUCGCCAGGCCCCCUCCUCUUCCUCCUUUUCAGUCUCCGGGUUCUCCUCCCCUCCCUGCUUAAUGCUCUGUAUAAUUCUGGGCGGUUUGCUUCCGUUUUCCAUCCGGAAGCCACUUCCUCGCUUGUCCGGACUUGCUCUUUUUGGAAGGCUUGUACUUAGCGAUUUUGUUUCUUCCUUUCUGGCUAUAUAAUUAGAUGGGCUAAAUCGUAGGUUUGGCUGAGGACAUUUUUUAAUCAGUGGCCCCUGGGGGAGUCCCCACCCUCCUGUUCUCCCUGACCCCUUCUUUCCCCCUCCACCAAUUCACCCUCCCCUUCUGGGCUUCUCAGCCCACAGGCUGCUCUCUUCCUUUUUGUUCAGCCCCUCUGCCUCCAGUUUGCCAUCUUCCCUGGGCCCUCUGUCUGCUCAGCUUCCUAGUCCUCAAGGCACCCUGCCUGCCCAGAGCACUGCUACCUCUUUGCCAACAACCCUUACGCCUAUCGUCAGGCCCUUUCUUGCCCCCCCUAGUACAGAAGGAGCCUUUCCCCUCAGAGGCUGUGCUGUCUGUCAGCUUUCAGUUGCCAACAGCUUCCUUUGAACACUCGUCGGUGCAUAUUUCAUGUCAGCACAACAGUCUGUGUGUCUAGGCAUCAGGCACUUUUUCUUCUAAGGACUGCUGUUGUAUCUUUUUUUAAUCAGGUCGGUGCACGGAGGCGAUGCUACUUGUGAUGCACAGCAGGGCCUUUUCUACAUUUCGUCUUUUGUAGGCCGAAGGGCCUGGGCCCGCACAGAGCUCUUUGCUGUGCCGGUUGGAAGAGCUCAGUGACUGCCAAAGGCUUGCCAAGAAAAAAAUUGGACUGACUUGAAAAGAUGUGGCUUAGCACACUGCCUCAGACUGUAGCAUGAAUGAAAGGGAGGGAUUCAGCACACAUCAAAGAGGAGGCUGCUGCUUCCGGGGGUGAGGAUCCCUGCCCGUUUAAGCAUGGGAUGUGGUCAGCUUUCUCGGAACCUCAGGGUUUGCUUAGACAAAGUGCCAUUUGUGCCCACAAAGGGCCACUCCUGAGGACGGCUCACCUGGAGUGAGUGGCUGCCGUCUGUUUACGGCACACACUAUAAUCAUGGUUGGUAUUCUCCUGUUAUGGGAUGCUGUCAUUGGUAAAAUAUGCUUGUGGGAAAAGAGCACUGCUUUGGUGAUGGGGAGUGGGGUGAGUGAGAAGGAGAGUGGUGACCGUCAAGCCCCUUUUCUCGACUUGUUCCUGAGCUGAUGAGUGUGUCUGCAGAAUCCAUUUUCUGGAGCAGCCUGAACCUGCAAGCCCAAUCCCAGCUCAUCCUCGAGAACCUUCUCAUACUGGCAGGGCUUAGCCCUGGGCUAUGUGAAGCAAUAACAAAGAGGGUGCUCCUGAGCAUGUGCAGAUGGCACAUACCACACCCAGGGAAACACACACCAUUUGACGUUAAAAGGAGGGGGAGGGCUAAAAUAAGGUCUGUGCUCUUUCUUUCCGGAGCGGAGGGGAGGUCAGGGGUAUCCUUUGCAAGUAAUAAAGAAGCCCCAGAACUUUACUGUGUGCAAUCAUGAGCAACUCUGAGCCUAUGGAGAGCGCCUUUCCACCUCUCUCCCCUUAAGUUACACUGAUUUACUUUUUAAAAUGUUUAUUGUAUUGGAUUGAUGAUUGUAUUUUAGUAUUAUUUUGUUAUUCAUUGUAUUUUUAUGCUGUUUUAUGUUCACCGCCCAGAGAGCUAUUGCUAGUCGGGCGGUAU